Trematosphaeria pertusa is the source of this 1408-nucleotide messenger RNA. RefSeq lists its product as uncharacterized. The transcript is spliced from 2 exons. Bases 323 to 1210 code for a protein of 295 amino acids. Lineage: Eukaryota; Fungi; Ascomycota; Dothideomycetes; Pleosporales; Trematosphaeriaceae. The record is from RefSeq and is a predicted model, not a curated record.
GAUGGCCACGGAUUUCUGUCACCACCGUCAGCAGCAUUGACCACAAUGAAAGAGAGAACCGGUGAAGAUUCCCUGCUGUAUGAGCUUUCAUGCGUUUAUCGAAAAGGAGUCGGGAUGUCGUGUUCCUUCCUGUCUUACGGUAGCUCAUGCUGAUCAUACAUGGACAAUGUUUAGUUGAUGUCUCGGCCCCAUAGACAUGGACUCAAGCACCGUGCUCACAUUUAGAGGCUCUAGGUCAUGUAUUUAAACAACCGGCUAAGCUUCACAGAGGAGAAAAGCUCUCUUCAACGCAGCAGAUCCAGAAGUCGAGCGAACGGAAGCCAUGGAUUCGACGGCUGUCAUUUCAACUAUCGAGAAUACGGUCACGGUUUCGAUAUCGGACAAUGGGAGGCAAACAAGUUCGACAGCUCCUGACACUGUCCAAAGCGUUUUGGAAACGUUCCACCGCGAUGGUGUCGUAAUUAUACGCAACGCAGUCCCGCACACUUCCCUCGAUCAUUUACGGACGAAGAUGACGGCAGAUUGCCUGCAUCUGCUCACAAAGCGAGAAAACCCCCAUUUCAACCACGGGAAGGCGGCGCAGAAUCUCUCGCAGAACCUUCCAGUGUCCCCAGAAUACCUGCACGAUGGAAUCUGGGCGAAUGAAUACGCCAUCGUUGUCAUUGAAAACAUCCUCGGUCCCCAUCCUCAACUCGCUUUUGUCGGCGCAAACACAGCUCUCCCGCACGGCGUCGGCCGUCAAGCCGUCCAUUCGGAUGCGUACUUCCCACACCUUGACUUCGCUUUUGGCGUCGAAGUCAAUAUCUUUCUCGACGACGCUUCAGCUGAUAACGGAGUGACGGAGCUUUGGCUCGGCUCGCAUGUUGGCACGAAUUUCAAGGAUCAAGUCCCGAAUACACGUGGCCGGAUCAAGAAGCCACUUCUCGACGCCAGAGCAGCCGUCUCUCCGCCGAUCCAGCCCACUGUCCCGAAGGGCUCUAUUGUUCUUCGCGACUUGCGCACCUGGCACGCUGGAAUGCCCAAUCGUUCCUCUACCCUGCGAAUCAUGCUGGGCUUUAUUUUCUUCCCGGCUUGGUAUCGAACGUCGAUGCGGGUCACUUUCCCAUUGUCCGCUAAGGGUGUUGUUGAGUCGUGGAAGGGAGCUGAUUUCGUGGCUACCGCUCAGUUCGUGGACGGUAAGGUGGAUUAUCAAACUUGCCGUUCAAAAUGAACUUGACGCAAGACGAAGAAGGGGGUAUUGGGAGGUUGAAGAGGAAAAGGAAACAUUCGGGUGUAAAGCCGCAGGUGUCGGAGGAACAUUAUUGGACGCCGAAAUCUAUGCUGUGAAUGGUGGGGGUCUUUCAGCACUGACAGGAGUGGAUAGCGUGAUGUUUCCCCUUCAGAACAAAAUAACAUAUUUUCGGGGAAG